AUGAAGAUUUCUGAUGGAGAAAAACAAGCGAAGGAAAGGAAAAAAGAGAACGUACGAAAGAAGAGGAAUGAUCGACAAAAUCAAGAUAAGGAAAAAGACAAAGAGACCGAGAAAGAGGAUAAUGAAAAAGAAAAGGGGAAAGAGGUUGAACAACCAGAAAAGAAGCAAAGGGUUGGAAAGAAAACAUCGAGCGUGUGGGAUCAUUACACUAUGUUGCAUGAUUGUGAUCCUAAGAAGCCAAGGGCUGCUUGCAAUUAUUGUGGCACCGAUUAUGCAGCUGAUACAAAGUUGAAUGGGACUAGCACACUAUGGGCACAUGUGGAGAGAAAAUGUAAGAAGUGUCCUUUCAGUGACUGGGUUGAGCAAAGUAAGAAGCAACAAUCAACUAUGGAUAGAUUUACUAAAAAGAUACAACAACCUGCAAUGAAGAAGAAGUCGCUUCAAUUCCCAUCAAGAUUUACAGUUGCGAGAGAUAUUUAUAAUGCGUUUCUAGAUCAGAAGAAAGAGCUAAAGUCGAUUUUGGUGAAGCACAGAGUGUCGUUGACCACCGAUUGUUGGACAUCAAUCCAGAAUAUUAGUUAUUUGUGUUUGACUGCACAUUGGGUUGAUGGUAAUUGGAAAAUGCAUAAGAGAAUUAUCAACUUUAUCCAAGUUCCUAACUAUAAAGGGGACUUGGUGGGGAAAGAGUUGAUAAAUUGUCUUAAUGAGUGGGGUAUCUCCUCAGUUUUUGCAAUGAAGGUUGACAAUGCCUCCUUAAAUGAUGUUGCUCUUAGAAAAUUGAAGGGGCACUUAUUGGACAAAGACAUAACCAUUCCAUUGAAUGGCGAAAUGUUUCAUAUGAGGUGUUCAGCUCAUAUUUUGAAUUUGAUAGUAACUGAUGGGUUGAAAGAGUUGAAUGAUGCAAUUUCAAGCAUUCAAAAUGCGGUGAGAUAUGUGCAGUCAUCUCCAGCUAGACUGAAAAGAUUUAAAGAAAGUUGCAAGGAUGCAAACAUUGAAUCAAAAGCCUUGUUAUGCUUAGAUGUGGUUACUAGGUGGAACUCCACCUACUUGAUGUUAGAAUCUGCUACAAAAUUCAAGAAGGCUUUUGAGAAUUUGGAAGCAGAUGUGAACUACACAAAGUACUUUGAUGAAGAAAGAAUGGAUGGCCCACCAACCAACCUAGACUGGGAAAAAGAAGUUGUUCAAGCUGAUUUAACUACUAUGGCUUCUAAUCCUGAUACUUUGUUAGGGGCUAUGGCAGUUAGUAUGAGACGAAAGUAUGACAAGUACUGGGGAAGGAUUGAGAAGCUGAAUAUGUUGACAUUUAUUGCCAAUAUCCUUGAUCCAAGGUAUAAAUUAGAGGUUGUGACUCGUGGUUUCAAAUUUGUGUACACUUUAAGUGAGGUUGAAAAAAUGAUAAAGUUGGUGACAAAUACUUUGGCACAGCUGUAUGCUUUUUAUAAACAACAACAACCAUCUCAGUCAUCUCAAGCUCAACCAUCUCAAUCUCAGUCUUAA
Humulus lupulus (European hop) is the source of this 1497-nucleotide messenger RNA. Its product is annotated as zinc finger BED domain-containing protein RICESLEEPER 2-like. NCBI's taxonomy places the organism in Eukaryota, Viridiplantae, Streptophyta, Magnoliopsida, Rosales, Cannabaceae. Gene Ontology annotation, molecular function: DNA binding. The transcript has 4 exons. Bases 1 to 1497 code for a protein of 498 amino acids. The record is from RefSeq and is a predicted model, not a curated record.